AUGAGCCGUGAUCAUGGCACAAAAAUAUUGAGAGGUACUGUCCUGAAAACGUCUAUAUGCGCUUCUACAAGAAUUAAUGGUAGCGACGAUAGCUCAAUCAAGAAGCAAAACAACAAGAAUAAUCCAGACAGCAAUGAUAAUACCACCGCAGUUACGGGAUCACACAUUCACCAGGUGCAAGUUCAUUUGGAAGAAGAAGAAAUAGGAAAAAGCAAGCAAGAUGGCUCCUUUCGUAGAUGGCUUGUUGAAUUGAAGGCAUCCAUUUGCGCCCCUCAAACUUCAGCAAUUCCAUUAAGCAGGAUACAAAUUCGAGCAGACCAAAGAGUUUACAACGCGGUCAACAUGCAUAAGAACUUUUUGCACGGUCAUUGCGCAAGCUUUAUCGUCUUCUUGUCGCCUCUUGGAAGUGACGUUUGGUCCAAGAAUCACGCUUAA
Molecule: messenger RNA, 435 nt
Organism: Zychaea mexicana
Lineage: Eukaryota; Fungi; Mucoromycota; Mucoromycetes; Mucorales; Lichtheimiaceae
Exons: 3
Coding region: 1-435 (144 amino acids)
Source: RefSeq, a predicted model, not a curated record